This is a messenger RNA of Lates calcarifer (barramundi perch), 1323 nucleotides long. RefSeq lists its product as uncharacterized. The coding region runs from base 10 to 600 and encodes 196 amino acids. The transcript has 5 exons. The record is from RefSeq and is a predicted model, not a curated record. Lineage: Eukaryota; Metazoa; Chordata; Actinopteri; Centropomidae. Gene Ontology annotation, molecular function: oxidoreductase activity, acting on metal ions.
UUCAGCCUGAUGGAGUUGUUGUUGCCCAGUCUCUUUGUGCUUCAUGUGGUCUGUUUUGUCAGUGGCUAUCCCUCUGGUGCUCCCACGGGUGCCUGCGAGGACAUGUUGCCUCGCCACACAGGGGUGCAGCCUCAGCCUUCACCAGCACCCUACGCUCUUCUCACCAACACCAGGACGUUUCAGCCAGGCAAACCCAUAACUGUAACUGUCACUGGACCAGGAUACAGAGGUGUGCUUCUGGAAGCUCGAUCAGGCAGCAGCACUAACGCUCUGGGGAGCUGGCAACUUCCUCCUCCAGACACGAGGUUUCUUGAGUGCACAGGGAAUCCACAAGGUGCUGUUACUCAUGCCAACACCAAUCUGAAGGGCAACACCACUGUAUACAGAUGGAUCCCACCUAACUCAACAAGCCCUGUCUACUUCAUGGCCACAGUAGCUCAGCAGCGUGCUGUCUUCUGGGUUAAUGUGAGGUCCACCAUUCUGACCAGAGGGAAAGCAGGAGAUCUUGAUUUGGCGACAGGUGCAAGUGCUGGAGUGGCCGAAGAAAAACCUCUACUUCUCCUUGUGAUAUGUUUUCUGAUGAUACAGGUGCUGGGGUGAACACCAUAUGAAAAGAAAAUAUUCCCGGCACUCUUUCUGACUGUUACUGUGUAUCACAAAUCACAGAAACACCUUUGACUGUAUGCUUUCAAAUUAUACAUUUUCCAGACUUGUGGCCUUAAGUCAUAUCCCGUGAAUUUUAGUAAUUUUUCAGAUUUUGCUCUAAACAUGGGGCCUCAAAACAUACACAUAGAUAUUAAUGUGGCCCCUGUCCCUCCUAACAACAGACUUACAUCCGUUCACCUACCACAGGCAUAAAUUUUAGAUCAGUUUAAAAUACGUCACGCAGUCUCAUCCACAGCUUUUAUGGUGUGUGUUCUGUCAUAUUUAAUAUGCAACAAAGCAUGUGGACGUCUGCAAAGAGAGGAAGUGGGACACCUUUACUAACCUGAUCUGCUAUUUAAUGCUGCUAUCAUUUCACCACUAAAAUACACAGAAAGUUUCAGAGUCAGAUAAGACAUUAUCAUCCUGGUGAGUCACUCCCACUUCGAUAACAUUUUACAAUGAUAUUGUAUAACAAGAGGCACGAUCCUUUUCCCUUAUUUCAUGAGAUACCCACUGAAUCCCUGCAAUCCAAACUAUAACAAAAUGUGCCUCAUUGUGAACGUGCUUGUUCAUCAUGUUGUUUGUGGUUAAUGGAUUGUUAGACUUAUAUGCUCCUCACAAAUUCUUUGUAUCUAUAUUGUAUGUAUGUAUGUGUGUAUCUCUGAUGAUCAAGUUAAU